Molecule: messenger RNA, 1497 nt
Organism: Glarea lozoyensis ATCC 20868
Lineage: Eukaryota; Fungi; Ascomycota; Leotiomycetes; Helotiales; Helotiaceae
Exons: 3
Coding region: 1-1497 (498 amino acids)
Source: RefSeq, a predicted model, not a curated record
AUGCGUUCAUACGCUUUAUUAACUUUGGUCGCACCGCUUGUGCUCGCAUUACCAGCUCCAGCACCAGCACCGUUGCCAUUUCCAAGUCCACAGACGAACAAUCAAGAGACUAAUGUUCUUACCGGUCUUUUAGCAGGUCUUGGGGGAGCAGUUGUAAAUUUAGGAAGUAUACUGGACGCAAUUCCAGCGGUUCUAGGUGAUUUGGGAACUGCUCUUGAGGCUGCGGAUGAGGUCGUCAGCGCAAUUGAGAAUGGCACAAUAUUAGGAACGGAUGUCCCAGCGGUGGUCCAAAAGCUUUUCAAAGCUGCGAAACCAACAGCUUCACCAACAACGUUAACGGAUGCUGUGAACUUGGAGGCGAAGGCUUGGGGUGCUACGAAUCCAUCACAGGCGCCACCGACUUCACAGAAUAUUCUGGGUAAUGUUUUGGGAUUGUUGUUGAAUGGAGUUAAUAACGCGGAUAUCACGUCCAUUGCCAAUGGUUUCGCCAUGAACGUACCACUAAGCAACAACAAAGCCGCCUCUCCAAACUUCUACAAAAUACAGACCCUCCUCGGAAACGCGCCAUUCUCAGUUCCCGAAUCUCAACUCCUCCAAGCAAUCUACAUCCCACCAGAAUUCACCGGUCAAAAACAACCCAUCAUUUUCGUCCCCGGAACCGGAACCAUAGGAUCCACGAACUUCCAACCCAACAUCGGAAAACUCCUCUCCCAAUCCACAAUCGGCGACCCAGUCUACCUGCAAAUCCCCAACAACCUCCUCGGCGACAUCCAAACCUCUGCCGAAUACGUGUCCUACGCAAUCCAAUACAUAAACCAACUCACCUCCAAAAAGCCCGCCGUUAUAACCUGGUCCCAAGGCUCCCUCGUCUCGCAAUGGGCCUUCAAAUACUGGAAAACCACACGCGCGAUGGUCACGGAUCUCAUCUCCAUUUCCCCUGAUUUCGACGGCACCAUCCUCGCACUCCUCCUCUGUCCCGGUUUCGCAUCCGGCAACGCAUUCGCCUGCACAGAAGCGGUGUUUCAACAAGUCUACAACUCGAACUUCAUCACCACGCUCAAAAGCAACAACGGAGACAGUGCUUACGUCCCUACAACCACCGUUUACACGGCUACAGACGAGAUCGUGCAACCCCAAAUCGGUAACUCGGCGUCUGGAUUCAUUAGUGACGCGCGCGGUGUCGGGACGUCAAAUACUUUUUUACAAGGCGCAUGUCUCGCGCUUCCAGCAGGCACACUGUACGGCCACGCCGGCGUGCUAAUAAAUCCGACAGCCUAUGCGCUUGUAGUAGACGCCCUCACGCACGAUGGCCCGGGCGAUUUCAACCGUGUGACUGCUUCUUGUGUGGAUGUUGUGGCGCCGGGGAUUGGGAUUGGCGAUGUGCUUGCGACUGAGGCGUUGAUUCCGGAGGCGGCGUUGAAUAUUCUGAGUUAUUUGCCAAAGGUGGCGGCUGAGCCGGCGAUUCGGGCGUAUGCUGGUGUUUAUGGGCAGUCGUAG